Molecule: messenger RNA, 2046 nt
Organism: Danaus chrysippus (African queen)
Lineage: Eukaryota; Metazoa; Arthropoda; Insecta; Lepidoptera; Nymphalidae
Source: the annotation of a GenBank genome assembly
AUGCGCCUCAAAUUUCGCGCCACAAUUUUAAUUGGCGGACAAGUCGUCCCCAAGCGUUCACGGCUUCUAUGCGCACGAACGAGCGCGCAGAACAAUGAGAAGCAGUUCGCCAUUAGUUUCCCAGCACACUGGGGCGUGGGCGUCGGGGGUGUGGCGCGGGGCGUUGGUGUCCCCGUGCCACCCCCCGGCGACCUACUCGCCACGAUAUCCAUGUUCGAACAACAAAUCAAGGCCGAGCCUAUGAGCUUUUACACACAUUCACAUGUAAAUACUGGACCCCCAACAAUAAUGCGCUCGGAUUCCGGCCAUGGCAUAAUCAGUAUGAACCAGCACCAUCCCCAAGAAGACUCCAAGGACAGUCUGAUACAACAACAAGUACAACACCAACAAGAUCUGAUGGAACAACACCAACAGGACUUGCAGCACGACGAUGAUGUUGAUAAUUUAAGCUUCAAAGGCAUGGAUGAUGAAGGUGUUGAAUUGGACAUGGAUGGCAGACAAUGUUCUCAGGGCAUGGUCGAUAUGGGAUCAGUUCAAACUAAAAUGGAAGUCUCAAAUGGGGGUGGGAUGCCGAGAUCGAAACCACAGGCUUGUAAAGUGUGUGGUAAAGUGUUGUCAUCUGCAUCAUCAUAUUAUGUUCAUAUGAAACUCCAUUCUGGCAACAAACCUUUUCAAUGCACGGUAUGCGACGCAGCGUUUUGUCGCAAGCCUUAUCUCGAGGUUCACAUGCGCACGCACACCGGCGAGCGUCCCUUCCAGUGUGAUCUGUGCCUAAAACGCUUCACACAGAAAUCCAGUCUCAACACGCACAAGCGCGUUCAUACCGAGGAGCACAUCCAAUCGCUGAUCAACAAAGUGCGCCCCUAUCAAUGCGACAUCUGUGACAAGCGGUUCACUCAGAAGUCCAGCCUUGGCACUCAUAAACGUAUACACACCGUCCAGGGGAGACCGUUCCAGUGCCUGUCGUGCCCGGCCGCCUUCACCUGCAAGCAAUAUCUGGAGAUACACACGCGCACGCACACGGGCGAGCGGCCCUAUCAGUGCGACAUCUGCCUCAAGCGGUUCACGCAGAAAUCCAGUUUGAACAUCCACAAGCGGACGCACUCAGUCCAGGGCCGGCCGUUCCAGUGUCUGCAGUGCCCGGCCGCCUUCACCUGCAAGCAGUACCUCGAGAUACACAACCGCACGCACACCGGCGAGCGGCCCUACCAGUGUGACGUCUGCCUCAAGAGAUUCGCGCAAAAGUCUACACUCAAUAUACACAAAAGAACGCACACAGUGCAAGGGAGGCCGUAUCAGUGCAUGGAGUGCCCGGCGGCGUUCACAUGCAAGCCGUACUUGGAAAUACACAUGCGCACUCACACUGGCGAGCGUCCCUUCGAGUGCGAUGUCUGUUACAAACGCUUCACCCAGAAAUCAACACUCAACAUUCACAAGCGAAUUCAUACCGGCGAACGUCCAUACGCAUGUGAUAUUUGCCAAAAACGAUUCGCAGUUAAAAGCUACGUAACAGCGCACCGAUGGUCCCACGUUGCGGACAAACCUCUGAAUUGUGAGCGAUGUUCUAUGACGUUCACCUCCAAGUCCCAGUUCGCGCUCCACAUCCGGACCCACGCCAGUGGACCCUGCUACGAGUGUAGCGUGUGUGGACGAACCUUCGUCAGGGACAGCUAUCUCAUACGAUCUACGGUUCCACGUACAAAUAUACACAAACAGGGACUAGCUUUACUUAAAACGACUUUUACUCACCACAACCGCGUCCACCGUGAGAACCACAGCAACAUAUCAGCGAACAGCAUCGGCACCAUCAACAGCGUGGCUACCAACACUAACUCAAACAACGGGAACUACGACUCGCCCGGCGUGUGCGACCUCAGUUUCGUGCCGAUGGUGAAUCGCUACAUGACUUCUCAGGGGACGCAGGUUUCUAUGCAGGACACGAAAAUGUCCGCCAUGUCGCCGCAGUCGAUAGCAUCAAUAUCGUCGCCGCCGCCCCCGCACACUCCCACGCCGCAGCCGCAGAUGUCCAUGCGACUGUCUGAUUGA